AUGGCAGGAGCAUGUCAGGAGCAUGAAGUGUUCACUGCUCUCUACCAAACUGAUUCUGUUCAUCAAAUCAAGCUCCAGGACGACGAGCCGUCUCCUCAGGAGCACGUCCCAGUGCCUUAUGGGUAUCUGGUGCCUGUGACGUCUGAGGACGAGUCCUUCAAAGUGCCGGAGAAGCAGCUGCUUGUGUGUUGGGUCGUGAGUAACUGGAACAGCAGACACAGACGAGUCCAGUUCUACAACGAGCUGAAGAGACAUGUCCACGUCAGCGUCUUCGGGGACGCCUUUGGCCGACGCCUGAGUGACGGAGAGUUGAAGAGGACGAUGUCCAGCUGUAAGUUCUACCUCUCCUUUGAAAACUCAGAGCACACGGACUACAUCGCAGAGAAGCUGUUUGGACCCAUGAUGCUGGGGACUGUCCCAGUCGUCCUCGGACCCCCCAGGAAGAAUUACGAGGACCACGUCCCGGCCGACGCUUUUAUUCACGUGGACGACUUCUCGUCUGUGAAGCUUCUGGCAGAGAGGCUGCGUCAGCUCGACCACGAGGACCACGAGUACAGAAGCUUCUUCAACUGGACCAGAAGGUUCAGAGUCCACAGGUCCGGGUUCGGACCAGAACACGUCUGCAAAACCUGUCGCUACCUUCAGACCCACCGGGGACAACAUGUCUGUCCUCGUCUCAACAAAUGGUUCUGGUGCUAAAACGAUCAGAUUCUAAAAACAUGAGACGGAGACUCUGUGGACAUGAAGACAACAAAGGGACAGAAACACAUGUGAAGACACAUGUCACAUGACCGUUCUCCUACACUGGUCAUGUGAUGUAAACAGAAGGUAGAUUGUCUACGACCAAUAAGAUUCCACUAGGUAUAACCAUAGCAAUGGUGAUGACAUGUCAGUGUGGGCGGGGCAUGAGGACGUUGCUGCAGAAUGUUUGUGAAUAAAGUUUUAAGAAACAAAACUGACCUGGAAUCAGA
Pleuronectes platessa (European plaice) is the source of this 971-nucleotide messenger RNA. Its product is annotated as 4-galactosyl-N-acetylglucosaminide 3-alpha-L-fucosyltransferase 9. The transcript is spliced from 3 exons. The coding region runs from base 1 to 699 and encodes 232 amino acids. The record is from RefSeq and is a predicted model, not a curated record. Lineage: Eukaryota; Metazoa; Chordata; Actinopteri; Pleuronectiformes; Pleuronectidae. Gene Ontology annotation, molecular function: alpha-(1->3)-fucosyltransferase activity. Gene Ontology annotation, cellular component: membrane.